Molecule: messenger RNA, 1791 nt
Organism: Nylanderia fulva
Lineage: Eukaryota; Metazoa; Arthropoda; Insecta; Hymenoptera; Formicidae
Product: proliferation-associated protein 2G4
Source: RefSeq, a predicted model, not a curated record
CACAGUUUUCGCAACCGAAGCCGUGAGGAGAAUCGUAGGAGGAGCUGUUGGAGUCACGUGACCGCGAGGGUAGUGUGCCGAAGACAUGGCGGACAAGGAAGAGACCGAGAAGACCAUCGCCGAGGACUUGGUUGUCACCAAGUAUAAAAUGGCCGGCGAGAUCGUAAACCGAAUAUUGAAGCAAGUUGUAGACCAAUGUGUCACUGGAGCAUCUGUGAGAGAAAUAUGUGAGUUUGGUGACAAACUACUUAUAGAAGAAACUAGCAAAGUUUUCAAAAAGGAGAAAGAACUUAAAAAAGGGAUUGCUUUUCCAACAUGCAUAUCAGUCAAUAAUUGCAUUUGUCACUUCUCGCCCAUUGCUAGUGAACCCGAUCUUUUUCUCAAGGAUGAAGAUAUGGUUAAAGUUGAUCUAGGAGCACACGUUGAUGGUUUUAUAGCUGUAGUGGCACACACUAUUGUUAUAAGUUCUUCACCAGAGAGGAAAGUGACUGGCAGAAAAGCGGAUGUAGCUUUAGCUGCACAUUUUGCUUCUCAAGCUGCAUUAAGACUGUUGAAGCCAGGUACAGAGACGUACACAAUAACAGGCACAGUGGAAAAAAUAUGUGACGCUUAUAAAUGUAAGCCGAUUGAGGGCAUGUUAAGUCAUCAGUUAAAGCAAUUUAAGAUUGAUGGGGAAAAAACGAUAAUUCAGAAUCCGAAUGAUGCACAAAAGAAAGAACACGAAAAGUACACGCUUGAAACUCAUGAGGUAUAUGCAAUGGACGUACUGGUUAGCACAGGUGAAGGGAUAGGAAGGGAACAGGAUACUCGAGUCACAAUAUAUAAAAAGACAGAGGAGACAUAUCAACUUAAAUUGAAGGCGUCUCGUAUGUUCUAUUCGGAAGUCUCCCACAAACACGGACUCAUGCCAUUCAACUUACGCACCUUCGAAGACGAGAAGAAAGCGAAAAUGGCCGUUGUAGAAUGUGUAAAUCAUAGGUUGAUUGAGCCAUUCCAAGUGUUAUACGAAAAACCAAACGAAUAUGCUGCACAAUUUAAAUUUACGGUACUCUUGAUGCCUAAUGGACCCCAUAAAAUUACAGGAAUUCCCUUUGAUCUUGAUAUUUAUCAGUCUGACUGUGUCGUGGACGAUCCUGAGUUGAAGAAUCUUUUGUACUCUUCGGCAAAUCCGAAGUCUGCGAAAAAGAAGAAAAAGAAGGCUGAAAAAGCUGUAGACGUUGCUAUGGAAGUCGAUGCUAAGGCCUAACACUGUCAUUCUAAUACAUACCAUGACUUAUUGACAUCAUGCACUACUACAAUAUUUUUAUUUAGUGGUUUAAGUAAAAAAAAUUUAAGGCUGGACACUUUUAAAAACAAAUCACUAAAUUAAUAUAAUCAUAUAUCUACAUUUAGAUAUUGCAUUGAUAAAUUGUAAGACGCAACAGUGUUUUGCAUUGUUAUGUUCUUGCUAUCAGCAACUAUCUGAUAUGCAUCCAUCAACUUAUCUUUUUUCUACCUAUGAACUUCAUUUAUCCGAUGGAAGUAUCAAUCCAAUCAAGUUUUGCCAUUUGAUACGUAUCCACAUCUUUUUUCCUUUCUACCUUUCUAUGUACCUUUAUCCAAGCCGAAAAUCAAACUAUCAUAUAUUAUGUCAAAACAUUAUAUAUGAUAUAUCAUAUAUUAUGUCUCAAUAUUUAAGUUGUAUCGGAAUAUCUUUUAAUGUGGACCAUGGUAUUAUUACUAUUUAUAGAUUGUUAAUUAUUCAUAUGACAAUUACUUACAAAUUGUAAUGCAUUACAAACUUUGAACUAA